AUGUCUUCUUCCGUAUUUUUCAAGUUCAAAUCCCAGAAAGAGCCGACUCGUGUAGAGUUUGACGGGACUGGCAUUUCUGUAUUUGAGCUGAAGCGUGAUAUAAUACUCAAAAGCGGCCUCGGUGACGGCACAGAUUUCGACUUGGCUAUCUACACUGAAGAUGGUGCAGAAGAGUACGAUGAUGACACGACAAUCAUCCCGCGAUCUACGACUGUGGUCGCCAGAAGGUUACCUUCGAUGAAGCCUGGCGCUGGGCGUGCGGCCAGAUAUGUCUCGGGCAAGGCACCGGUCAACGCCAAGAACAGCUCUCGCAAGGAGCAGGUGGCCAAGGCUUCCACAACAAAGGCGCCAUCAGCAGCCCUGGCUCAGAUGAGCAGCGCGGUGACAGAAGAGGAGAGGUUGGCCGCCAUGUUCCAAGCGCAAUCAGAACAGUGGACCGCGCAACAGGAAGAACUUUCUCACCAAACACCGGUUUACAACGGCAAGCCCGGCGUCGGCAAGCGGCCAGCCAAUGUUCCCGAUCAUGAGCCUCCUAACGGGUACAUCUGCUAUCGGUGUGGAGAGAAAGGCCACUGGAUCCAACUUUGUCCUACCAACGACAACCCCGAGUUUGACAACAGGCCGCGUGUCAAGAGGACGACAGGGAUUCCCAAGUCCUUCCUCAAAACUGUGGACAAGGCCACCGUGCUGGGGCAGACUGGUGCUGAUGGUGAAGAAGGAAAAGUGCCCUCUGGAGUAAUGGUAAACGCAGACGGAGACUUUGUCAUUGCUCAGCCGGACAAGGCAGCGUGGGAGAAGUUCCAGGCCAGGACCAAGGUGUCUGCAGCCGCACAAAAGGUUGCUGUGCAGGAUGAGAAGGAGCUCCAGGAUAGGGGGCUUGAGUGUCCAAUGGACAAGAGACUUUUUAAUGAGCCAAUGAAAACACCUUGCUGUGAGAAGACGUAUUGCAACGAUUGCAUAACCAACGCUCUCAUAGAAAGCGAUUUCGUCUGCCCUGGCUGUCAAGCCGAAGGUGUCCUCAUCGACAAUUUAAAACCAGACGACGAAACCACCGCCAAGAUCAAGCAGUACCACGAGGAGAAAGAGAAGGAGCAACAAAAGGAAAAGGAAGCGGAUGCAGCCAAGAGCCCAGCGGCAGCCAAAUCCCCAUCGGCAAAUGACCAAUCGGCCAAGACAACCGACAACAAUGGUGCAGAUUCAAAGGAGGCCGGAAAGGCUUCCUCCAAAUCCCCCACCGCUUCUUCAGUCAAGUCACUGGCAAAAGAUCCCACAUCUCCUGCUGAGACCUCAACACCCAACGGCACAUUUAGCAAUCCCAAGAAGCGACCUGCCGAGCAACCCGCUGAGAACCCAAGGGUUCCCCGUGCUCCCAAGGCUAUGCAACAACAGCAACAGCAAGCAUCCCAGCAGCAACAACAGCAGCAGAUGAUGCAACAGAUGAUGAAUGGCAUGAAUGGCGGCAUGAACCCCAUGGGGAUGCCAAUGAUGCCUUUUGCUCCCAUGCCGAUGAACGGCAUGAAUGCGGGUUUCAUGGGGAUGCCCAACAUGGGUAGCAUGAACAUGGGCAACAUGAUGAACCCCAUGAUGGGAGGAAUGGGUGGAUUCAACGGCAACGGCAACAUGGGCUACCCUAUGGGUGGGAUGAAUGGCAACAUGAAUGGCAACAUGCAAGGCGGUGGCUGGGGUAUGAAUGGAAACGGCAUGCACGGCGGCAUGGGCAUGAACGGCGGCUACAACAACAUGAACGGGCACAUGAACGGAGGUGGCUUCAAUGGUGGCUACAACAACAUGAACGGUGGUGGCUACAACAUGGGUGACUUUAAGCAGUUUUCCAACCAGGCGGCCACAGAGGACGAUGCCUACUUUCGCAAGCCGGUCAACCCUCACCGCCAUCAAAACCGACAGAAACGAGUGCGACCGAGUGAUUAUCGCGAGCUUUGA
Pyricularia pennisetigena is the source of this 1941-nucleotide messenger RNA. RefSeq lists its product as uncharacterized. Gene Ontology annotation, molecular function: nucleic acid binding; zinc ion binding; ubiquitin protein ligase activity. Lineage: Eukaryota; Fungi; Ascomycota; Sordariomycetes; Magnaporthales; Pyriculariaceae. Bases 1 to 1941 code for a protein of 646 amino acids. Gene Ontology annotation, cellular component: nucleus. Gene Ontology annotation, biological process: mRNA processing; ubiquitin-dependent protein catabolic process; protein ubiquitination. The record is from RefSeq and is a predicted model, not a curated record. The transcript has 3 exons.